AUCACUUUUGUUCUUCUCUCGUGUUCCGCCUUUUCUUAAAUGCCCCGGCGAUAUAAUUGCUUUUUCUCCACCCUGCCCUAAGACAACCCUGCUAACGCUCCCUAGAUGCUCUUCACCUGGUCUACAAAGAAUCUUUGCAUCGUCUUUCCGCAGUGGCGGGUCACCGGCACCUUGUCUCUAUUCAUCUCACUUCUACUUAUCGUGCUUUUGACCGCCGGCUAUGAGGGCGUCCGUCAGCUUACAAGGCGUUUCGAGGUGGCACAUGCGAAGAGGCUCAGCGCAUACACGACCGCCGCAGUCGGAGGCAGCGAAAUCCACGACGAUUCUCCGCCGGCCAAUGACCCUCCCAGCCAGACACUGCCUGUCCCAAACGGUGGCUCACAGCUCGUUGUAGGUAGGGAUAGCCGAAAGUCCGUCGAACAGCGAGGAAAGAUUACCAUGGCGUCAUUGUAUGCUGUGCAGGUCUUCUAUAGCUUUUUCAUUAUGUUGCUUUUCAUGACCUAUAAUGGCUUUGUUAUGCUAGCUGUCGCCGUCGGUGCCUUUGUAGGAUAUCUGGCGUUCGGAGACGACACCUCCGCUAGCAAGACGGUUGCGUGUCACUAGGUGGCCACGCAAGCUGGGUAGCUUGGAUCCCGGGAAGCUCUCUCAAGAUAUAUUGAGGGAUGAGUGUCGCCGGGCUGCAUGAUUCAGGCAAUGGUGGCUCAGCAUAGUCAUUCUCAGACUUCUGCAAUUGUCGUUUGUUGCUGUUUCGGGUAAAAAGGACUCAAGGGACCUCGAUGUCACUGUCAUCACCACCAAAGCCAAAGCUGAACCCACCACCUUCGUUGGCAUCAGCCCCUUCCUGGUCUGCGUUUCCAUGAACAAUCUCAUCCCAUUUUCUCUUUUUGCCUU
Molecule: messenger RNA, 891 nt
Organism: Aspergillus japonicus CBS 114.51
Lineage: Eukaryota; Fungi; Ascomycota; Eurotiomycetes; Eurotiales; Aspergillaceae
Product: low-affinity Cu transporter
Exons: 3
Coding region: 106-603 (165 amino acids)
Biological process (GO): copper ion transmembrane transport
Cellular component (GO): membrane
Molecular function (GO): copper ion transmembrane transporter activity
Source: RefSeq, a predicted model, not a curated record